Messenger RNA from Neurospora tetrasperma FGSC 2508, 1092 nucleotides. RefSeq lists its product as uncharacterized. NCBI's taxonomy places the organism in Eukaryota, Fungi, Ascomycota, Sordariomycetes, Sordariales, Sordariaceae. The transcript has 7 exons. The record is from RefSeq and is a predicted model, not a curated record. The coding region runs from base 1 to 1092 and encodes 363 amino acids.
AUGGGCUGGCUGCAAUCUGGGCUGGGCUGUCGGCGAACUCUGCAGACCAUUGAGAUUGCUAUCCUAGAUGCAAGUGUCCUGCCGGAUGCCUUACGCGAAAGCACUGUUGACUCUCGCUUCUCUUUGUUCUCAGACUCCUGUCAUUUCGUUUUCCACUAUUCGAGUGAUCCGCGCACAACGGGCGAGUCCGUUGACCGGAUACCCCCGCCGCCGCCGCCGCCGCCGCCGUUGUCCGUCCGGGUACAAUACGCCAAUCGCUCCUUGGAGCGGCAUGCCCUGUACAUAGCCGAUCACUCGGGAACCAGCAAAAUUGCCCGUAAAAGGCUCGGAAAUAUCAACAAGUCCAGUCGUUACUGCACCGCCCACCCAGCAUCUUCCGUCCGCUCCAAAUCCGGAUCUCAAACAGCAACUCGGUCACAGUCGGUCUUCAUCUGGUAUGCACUGUGCGUGAGACGCGAACAGAGCACCGACCGCCCGGCCCUCGACGUUGCCCCUGCUGACGAAACCCCGGCUCCUGGACCCCAAAGACAAACUAAGAAAUUCCCAAGAAAGCAACACAGUGGACUUGAGAACAUGGCCGCGCCGCCGGUCGACAGAGCCAUAAUCGCCGAGAAAAAAGGGACCUUUCAACCACGAACUUGUGCCUUGUGUGCUUUGGGGAAGCUUUCGGAAACUAACCUUUCUGGCUCUGGCUGCACGAAGCACGAACAGGGCCUCCGUUCCGAUGCUCAGGGGAACGGCGGGUUGAAGCGGGGCGGCGCCGUUGGAGGAGUCUCAUUCGAUUCGUACAAACACCUCCAUGUUCGGUUCGGUCUUGACCCACGCCAUACUACCGAUAGCGCAACCCGCAGGUUCUACAUAUUCGGUGAGGGGCACAGGGCAGGUGAUGGACGGGAUUAUCGAGGAUUCCCGUCGAGGCUCCAGUGUCCGUGUGUGCUUCAUUCUAUUCCAUCCAUCACAGUGGGCAUUUUGUUCCAGUUUGCUAAUGGAGCGCUUGCAAGUGAGUGGUGGUGCUCCAAAGAAUGGAGCCUUUUUUACCAGGCAAUCCCCGUUCAAGUCAAGUCGGAAUUCCAUGGCUCCAUCGUCGAGUAA